AUGGCAACAAAGAGCUCCAUGUUUAUUGUAUCCAACUCUUCUAGAUCAGGUAUACCAGAGAGGUGCGGAUCUGCAGAGGGCAUAUAUUCAGAGAACUCCAGAUCCAGGAUCCCUUUAGGUCGAUUUAAAUCCAUCAAGAGGCAGCUUCGAGAAAAGGGAGAACUGGAGGAAUUUUGGAAAAAUCAUCAGCCUGACAUUUUUGCUCGGAGAUAUCUGCAUUGUUUCCCUUCAGAUAUUUUUCUGCAAGCUGGAUCUGCUUCAGAAAGGCUAUAUGAUUACAUGAAUGCCCAGUACUACGGGGUGAUAAGUGUUGGCACCCCACCUCAGAAAUUCACAGUGGUGUUCGACACAGGAUCAUCCAAUUUUUGGGUCCCUUCAGCUUAUUGCAUCAGUGAAGCCUGCAAGAUGCAUGAAAAAUUCAAAUCAUUUCUAUCAAACUCCUAUCAGCAUGGAGGGCAGGCCUUUGCUCUACAGUAUGGUACUGGACAGCUUCUAGGCAUUGCUGGCAAAGACACAUUACGGAUCAGCAACAUUUCCAUCGAGGGGCAGGACUUUGGAGAGUCUAUCUUUGAGCCCGGCAUGACUUUUGCUCUUGCACACUUUGAUGGCGUGCUGGGUUUGGGAUACCCUUCUUUAGCAGUUGGCAGUGCUCUUCCAGUAUUUGACAGCAUAAUCAACCAACAUCUGGUGGAGGAGCCAGUGUUUUCCUUCCACUUGAACAGAGGAGAAGACAUUGAAAAUGGUGGUGAAUUGAUACUGGGGGGUAUAGACCAUUCCCUUUACAAAGGUUCAAUUCACUGGGUUCCAGUUACUGAGAAAAGCUACUGGCAAAUUCAUGUUAACAACAUAAAAAUCCAGGGACGGGUUGCGCUUUGCUUCCAUGGUUGUGAAGCCAUUGUUGAUUCAGGCACUUCUCUUAUUACCGGCCCCUCUUUACAAAUAAGACAACUACAGGAGCAUAUCGGGGCCAGUCCAACACAAACUGGAGAGUUUGUUGUAGACUGCAGGAGACUGUCAAGCCUGCCACAUGUAAGUUUCACCAUUGGACAUAGAGAAUACACGUUAACCGCAAAAGACUAUAUAAUAAAGGAAACCAUAGAAGAAAAAACCGUGUGCAUCAGUGGCUUUCAGUCUCUGGAUAUUGCCACUCAUACUGGCCAGCUAUGGAUUUUAGGAGAUGUAUUCAUGUCAGCGUUUUACUGUAUUUUUGACCGUGGAAAUGAUAGAGUGGGAUUUGCAAAAGCCUCUCAUAGAAGGGAGCAUUCCUGAGGCCCCAAUGGCAUCAGUUCUGCCUUAAACACUUGUUAUUACAGGGAUAUGAGAUGAGCCUGAACUAAAACCCUGGAUCUGAAUAUUGCUCCCAAAAAAUUUCACAAGGGUUUAGGAUGGGUUUGAAAUUGAAUUCUGAAUGCAAAGUUUGUAGCUAGGUUCCAUUUCUAUACAUUUGCAACAGACACAUUUAUUUCUAAAUCAGCGAUUGAGAGACCAAAAGCCCUAGGAAGGACUGUGUCAAAAAACCUAGUAAAUGCCUGUACAACAACUUGCCUGUAGGACUUGCAUUGGGGUGGGAGGGCAAAUGUGCUUGGGAGAAGACUGCUGAAUAAUGCAAAGAUGAUUGUGUAUCAAUUGCAGUUGUGGGAACCUAAUCUGGCUAGUGUUGGGUAGUUCUCUUCCCUUGCUUGUCAGUUUCAACCUUCUAUUUCCUGACUAAAUAUUUUCUUUUUAUCAUUUAAUUGUUGCUUUUAUUUUUCUCAUUAUUUGCUAGGGUGUGUUCUACCCUUUCUCCCUCUGUCCUUUAUAGACGCUCUUUAUGUGCAGCAAGCUUCAAUCCCGACUCUUUUUACUGCCAUCAUUAAAUGUAAUUUCCUGCUUCUUACUUAUUCUCUAUUACUUGUCUUUUUCCUCAGGCACAUGCUCUUUUUCUACACUUUCUUGCUGGAACUAGGGGUGCAGCGCCCCCUGGCUUGAAGUGGUUUCCGUCACAUACAGGGUUUACAGUUUGGUUCAAUGGCUCUCAGCACCCCCACUAUACAAAUUGUUCCAGCAUCACUGUCAGUCAGAUGCUGUCUUUAGUGCCUGACAUCUCCACACUUUGAUGGAUUGAAACAGCUGGGAUUGGCAUCCACUUGCAUGGCAAGAAAUUGGACAGUGAAGCUUGUAUUGCACAAUCUCUGUAAAGAGAGAGACUGUUAUGUGGGAAUGACACUGUAACAUCACCUUGUUCCAUGGAAGAUACAAAAAUAGGACCCCAGUUUAGACCUGUGCUGUUUCUCAUUUUGAGGGACAUCAUUAACAGCAGUUUUGACUGAGAUGCAAAAUAGUUCUGAACCACGGGGAGCCAAGCUGUCCUUUGUUGUGUAAUUGAUUGAACAAUAAUGAA
Messenger RNA from Gopherus flavomarginatus (Mexican gopher tortoise), 2380 nucleotides. RefSeq names its product cathepsin E-like. Gene Ontology annotation, molecular function: aspartic-type endopeptidase activity. The transcript has 10 exons. Gene Ontology annotation, biological process: proteolysis. Lineage: Eukaryota; Metazoa; Chordata; Testudines; Testudinidae. The record is from RefSeq and is a predicted model, not a curated record. The coding region runs from base 1 to 1269 and encodes 422 amino acids.